AUGGUUUCACUCUCCAAACUUUUUAGCAAUUCGUUAAUAUACUCAUCAAGCUUUCACCAGGCUGCGAGUCCUGCUUUAGAUAACACUGAACAGUAUAAUAUCGCUAAGUUCUUGGUCAGUGCCGGUCCAUACUUCGAGUACCAAGGUUUCGGUAUCUCCACCGACUUACCUGUAAAUUGCACUUUGGAACAGGUGCAAUUGUUCAUGAGACACGGUGAAAGAUACCCAACCACCGGCAGUGGAACCAGUUACAACACAACGGUACAAAAAAUUAAGUCUUCCGGAACCCUAGUCGGUCCCUUGUCAUUUAUCAACGACUAUGAAUUUUACAUCAAGUCGUCUGACUACCUCGAGAUGUUGACCACCCCAGAAAACAGUAACAGUCCAUACCUUGGAUCUAAAACUGCGAUGGAAGCUGGUAUCGCUUUCAGGUCCAAGUAUGGAAUAUUGUACAACGACAAUAUUCCAUUGCCAGUGUUCUCCACAAAUUCCCAAAGAGUCUAUGAUACUGCCCAUAACUUUAUAAACGGGUUCAUGGGAGAACAGUUCAGCUCUGACCAAGUCAAGUUUAACGUCAUCAGCACCAAUAUCACCCAAGGUUUCAACUCGUUGACUCCAACCAGUGCUUGUGCCAAGUUCAAUACAUCUUACAACUCCGAGUAUAUUAAUGCUUUUCCUAAAGAUUUCUUAUCCAACAUUCUUGCCAGGUUGGAGGUGGGAAACCCAACCUUGAACAUCACCACUAGUGACAUUGGAACUUUAUUCAACAUCUGUGCAUUUGAGUUGAGUAACACCGGCGGAUCUCAAUUCUGUGGAUUGUUCACUGAUGAGGAGCUCAUCACCAACAACUAUUUGACCGACUUGAACAAAUAUUUUACCCAAGGUCCAGGUAAUCCUUUGGCUAAUGCAAUUGGGUAUGUACAUUUCAAUGCCUCGAUGGCUUUACUUAAAGAUGAAGACAGCACCAACAAGAUGUGGUUGAGUUUCUUUCACGAUUCAGAUCUCUGUCAUUUAUUCAACGGUAUUGGUUUGUUCGAUACUGACUCGUCUAUGUCAAACGAUAGAGUGAAGUUCCACGACGACUACCAAUUUACCCAAACGGUCACUAUGGCUGGCAGAGUUAUUAUUGAAAAGUUUAAGUAUGCCGAUGAAAGCUACGUGAGAUUCUUGGUCAACAAUGCCGUCAUACCUUUGAAGACUUGUUCAGACGGGCCAGGCUUUUCUUGUAAGCUUAGCGAUUUGGAAGAUUUGUUUGAAUCCAAGUACCAAAACUACAACUUGACUGAGGUCUGUGGUGCUAACACCACGUACCAACAAGACUUGACUUUCUUCUGGGAUUGGAGUAGUGUAUCUUAUAAUGCUACUACUCUGCCGACAGCCUGAGAGUGUGUCCUUGUGAAUUCCUAAGAU
This is a messenger RNA of Yamadazyma tenuis ATCC 10573, 1410 nucleotides long. RefSeq names its product histidine phosphatase family protein. Gene Ontology annotation, cellular component: fungal-type cell wall. The record is from RefSeq and is a predicted model, not a curated record. Lineage: Eukaryota; Fungi; Ascomycota; Pichiomycetes; Serinales; Debaryomycetaceae. Gene Ontology annotation, molecular function: acid phosphatase activity.